UUAUAAUAAUAAAAUGGAAAGUACUAAUAAAGCUAUUGAAGAAGAGAACACCCAGAUAAUCCGCCUAGAGAAGUCUGUCCUGGCAGAAGCCAAGGAGCAAGAGGUCACCACAUGUCAGAGCAUCCUCUAUAAGGUUCUUCCAGGUGAAGAAGUUGAUCCAUCGGAUCCAUCGGAUCCAGACUCCGAAGAAUUUUCAGGAAACAGUCAACUUUACAUUGUGACGACCGACAUCAGAGAUAAAAAACUGUUGAAAAGUUUGAAGUGUCUGAAGGUUUUUGAUAUAGAUUGGCUUCGUUUGAAUAGGAUUGAUUCUAAAAAUAGGCGUUUUGUUUUAAAUUUCUUACAAUCCUCAUUCCCAAAUAUAAUUAAGGAUCUCGAUUUUUGGUCCGGUGGCCAAAUGGAUCUGAAAAGAUGAAACUACUUAAACUCCCUGACCACACUCACCUCCAAAGUCGUUCAUGAAGUUUCCUUUAGUGAUUUCAGCAUCGGCCUGCCUCAACUCAAGAGGCUUGUGGCAGCUUUCAGGCAUGUGAGAGCUUUGAGAUUGACAUAUUGCAGGCUAUCUAUCCCAAGUGUUCCUGAUUUGUCAAAGGCACUGAAGAUUUGACGAAUCCAGGAAAUAAAUUUAGAAGGAUCAGGAGACUCGGAUAGAAGUGAUUGGGAGAACAACUUCGACGAGUUUGAGAACUUGGUACAAGGGUUAGCAAGCUCUCCAGAUUUAAGAUUGAGUCUUGAAGAAGUAGAUGUCUCUUUGUGCGGAGUAACCCAAAAUAAAGUUGAACAAGUCUUUGAAGAAAACCAGCUUGGAGAAGUUAACAUAAUUGUUGGUUUUUAA
Molecule: messenger RNA, 835 nt
Organism: Moneuplotes crassus
Lineage: Eukaryota; Ciliophora; Spirotrichea; Euplotida; Euplotidae
Source: the annotation of a GenBank genome assembly